Molecule: messenger RNA, 1140 nt
Organism: Leptosomus discolor (cuckoo roller)
Lineage: Eukaryota; Metazoa; Chordata; Aves; Leptosomiformes; Leptosomidae
Source: RefSeq, a predicted model, not a curated record
ACAGUGACAACUUUGCGAUUGGUUACAGCAUCUCCUGGUUUUUUUUCCAUUUGUGACAAAGAAGCAACCACUGCUAUUUAUGUGCAUGCUCAGAUUGUAGGUUUAACUGCUUCUGUUGGAGUCGGUAACGCCAAGACCAUCAAGGAAACGAUAGAGCACAUCUGUACCCUCUGCUGCUACCUUGGCAUAGAGGCCAUAUCCACUGUCAGAGAGAACAAACAGGAUCUGCAGAGAUUCACAAACAAGCCAGAAACAUAUAUCCGACAGGUUAAAAUACGAGUUCAGAAUCACUUUGCAGACAUUAUCUCAAGUCUGAUGUCUGAGACAGAGGUGUUGAUGAGGAAGAUUUACUCAGUGGCAACUAUCUCCCAAAUCAACAAGAAUGAUUUUGGAACACAGAAAUAUGAACAAUGGAUAGUUACCACUCAGAAGAAAUGCAGACUGUUGCAACUGGCAGAUAAGGAUAAGGAAAGCAGCAUUUGUAGAGACCUUUUCAUUUGCACUGAACACCUGCAGAAGUUCAAUGAUGCUCUCAUCAACAGUGAAGAAGCCUGCAUCGAAGACGCUUUAACCUACCCAACUGAAUUUUUCACAAACGUCAAAAAUGGGCCCGUAGAUUUAGAGAAGCAACUGACAGCCAAAUUUCAAAGUUCCCAGCUCCAGGCUCCGGCUAUUGCCUCUUUUUCUGCCUGCAAUAUACAUGACCUGCAAAUGAAGGAAAAGGUGUUACGAGAUUUCAGGAAGAAAGAAACAAGAUGUCAGGUAGUGGAAAGGAAAAAAAAUCUUCUGUGUGGAAAAUGCAAAGCAUGUGCCUGCAGUACGGAUGACAUCAGAGUUAUAAAGGAAUCUCAUCACAUCCUAGGAGAUGCCUUCAAGGAGCAUUAUAUAAUAAAGCCUCACGAGAAACCAGUCCAGUUUGAUUGUUUUGAGAAAAAAAGCAAGAUGCAUUUCCAAAAUACUAAUUGCCAUCAUGACUGGGGAGUCAUUGUGAAGUACAAGGCAUUUGAUAAUCUACCAGUGAUCAAAAUCAAAAGCUUUGUAGUAGAGAACAUUGAAACUGGGACACAAAUGGAUUUUCAGACAUGGAAAAAUAUUAGUUUUUCUUUGAAGAAUUUAGAUGUUGGAGAAAUGUGCUGCUGA